Molecule: messenger RNA, 2587 nt
Organism: Pomacea canaliculata
Lineage: Eukaryota; Metazoa; Mollusca; Gastropoda; Architaenioglossa; Ampullariidae
Exons: 3
Coding region: 532-1224 (230 amino acids)
Biological process (GO): G protein-coupled receptor signaling pathway
Cellular component (GO): membrane
Molecular function (GO): G protein-coupled receptor activity
Source: RefSeq, a predicted model, not a curated record
UGUCGGUCACACAGGCUGCUUCAUCGCCUGCCGUGUCAUCGGGAUUUUCUUUUCUUUUAUUUUAGACAACCCUGGGCGCUGUCUCCUCGACAUUAUAGUACGGUGACAUUCAACAUUGCCAGCAGAUAAUACUGAUUUCGAUAUUGUCAACAGAUGGGAAAGUUUUGUCCAACAGUUGAUAAAUCAUAAUCUGGAGGUAAGCUCAUUCAACCGAGACGGAAGUGUCUUGCAAUCUUAGUUCUACACACUUCACUUGCUCAGUCUCAAUCUCUUGAUAGACAGACCCCCAGAACCAGGCAAUGUUCAUGACUAAACUGAUUACUUAAUUCGUUGCAAGAAGGAGCAUCCUGGCUGUGCAUGCAUUCGACAUGCUGCACGCGUAGUCAGUGCUAGGAUAGCACGUGAGUCGACCGGAAUAAAACUGAGCUCUAAGCGCAUUGUCUGUGUCGAGCGGAUAAUUGUCAGGGACAACUUCCUCUCUGUCAUCAAACGUUCAGAACUUUGAGGACACACUCGGAUUGCUGCUGGACGAUGCAGAACUUUAGUGGACCUACGUCAACCUCAGCAGUAGAAAUGUCAACUGAAUCUACAAAUAAACCUCACUUCACAUACGAUGAAUGGUCAUCGACGGAAAUGACCUCUGAGACCUCCUACCCCUCGAUGACAUACGCAAAAUCUGACACUGGCCAGAACAUGUCUUCCACCUGCGGCUACAAAACUGCAUUUAUUUGGCCAGUACUCACCUACAUCGGCAUUUUAAUGGUCAUUUCCCUUGUUGGCAACUCUUUAGUGCUAAUGAUCUUCACCUGUAGAUGGCGCUCCUCAAAAGGCGCAACAAAGGUGUACAUCUGUUCUCUAGCUAUCAUCGACUUAGCCUCCACUGUCCUGGUGAUGCCUCGCGAACUGCUGGUCCUGACAUCGUAUUGCCCAAGUCAGCACGGCCUCAGCCUCGAUCUGGACGCCUACUGCGUCACCACUAUCGUGGGCACAUUCACCUGCCACGUGGCCUCUGGCUGCGUGCUGUUGCUAAUCGCGUUGCGGCGACUGAUGAAGUUUCGGGGCGACAACCGAGCCUCCGGCGACCCAUCGGCAGUCCCAGCCGACCUCUCGCUUCAGCGUCGUCACGCGGCUUAUCACCACGGGUCCAGGGGCAAAGGUCAUGUCGUUGGCCGUCUGCAUCUUGGCCUUCGUGUGCUCGUCGCCGACGCUGGGGCUGUACGGUAACAAUCCCGCCAGCCACUGCGUGUACAAGUCCAACAACAGCACGGACGCCUGCUGCCAAACCUGCCUGGCUUGCGGGCCCAAGGGGAGCAUGGCCGGGACGUCCUCCUUGCACGCGUUCAUCUUGUUCACAAUCGUCAUCUUCGUCGUCGUGGCGGGCGUCAACAUCCUCCUCUAUGCGCUGAUCGCCCUGAGGAUGAAGAGCAAGCGGCUGAAACAGCAGGAACUGAGGAAGCUCAGCCGCUCAUCCCACAGACGCUCUUUAUGUAGGGCCAUGUCCGAAGACCGCCCCUCCGAGAAGCUCGAUCGGGACCCGGACAGCACUGGUCCGGUCAGUCCAGGGACCGUGCCGACAGCUCGCCUGCUCUCCAUCACCAGCAGCAACGGAGACGACUCUGACGGGCAGCGGGCGUUCUUCCCUCCCUUGUCCUACACCAUGUCUUUUAUUUCCUCGGCCAGCCUCGGGUCCCUCGACGACCGUGACGAAGGAACUAGCGUCAACACCGGGCGUACCUCCGUCUUCUCCUCAAAGUCCGGCAAAUCCCCAAGGCAAGGGGCGAACACCAGCCUCGUUUUCAUGCUGAUCACCAUCAUUUACAUCCUGAGCUACCCGCCGUACAUAGUGCUUAACUACUUGAAGCUCAACGGCGAAUCGUGGUGUGGCCUCAGGACAGACUAUCCCAGUGCUUAUAUUGUCGCUGAAGUGUUUCGUCGGUCCUACAUGAUCUCCAGCGCUGCCAGUCCCUUGGUCUACGUCAUAUGUAACCAUACAUUCAGAAAAGUGCUUUGGAAAACAAUGCAUCUUAGGCGACAAGUUAUUUAAGACACACAUAGGUUUCGCUCGGUCAAGUCAGAUUCCUUUUAAAACGCAAUGUCUUAGAGUCUUAAUGUUGAAACUUUUUUUCCAUUUUAUUUCCCUUUUCUAUUUUUGUUUUAUCUAUUUCCUAUUCCUUUUCUUGACUUUUUAUUGGGUGGGUUGUCUUUCUUUUCUGUCUGUUCCGUUUCUUACUUUUUCCCCCUUGUAAGGGAGAUAACAUCAAUAAUUCUUUUGUGUAUAUUUAUGAAUUAUUUUCUACAUUACUGAAUGAUUGUUCUUGCCUUUGGUGCAAAGUUGCACAUUAGGACAAUAUUAUAAUUAAACAGAACUCGGUUUGUUUUGUUUGUUUGUUUGUUUGUUUGUUUGUUUGUUUGUUUGUUUGUUUGUUUGUUUGUUUGUUUGGUCAGAUCAUACAAGGAGAACAGCUGUAGAGUAGAUUUUAACACUAGGUGUACCUCUGGUUCUGUGGAGAAAUAUUUCACCACUUUUAUCGCACCAAAUUGUUAUAAUUGAAGUAACAGAGCUUAAAAAUGAAUAUAACGAAACCAG